Messenger RNA from Microdochium trichocladiopsis, 1578 nucleotides. Its product is annotated as aldehyde dehydrogenase 3H1. Gene Ontology annotation, biological process: aldehyde metabolic process. Gene Ontology annotation, molecular function: aldehyde dehydrogenase (NAD+) activity. Gene Ontology annotation, cellular component: cytoplasm. The transcript is spliced from 2 exons. The record is from RefSeq and is a predicted model, not a curated record. NCBI's taxonomy places the organism in Eukaryota, Fungi, Ascomycota, Sordariomycetes, Xylariales, Microdochiaceae. The coding region runs from base 1 to 1578 and encodes 525 amino acids.
AUGUCGUCAAUAACGACAUCGGCAUACACCUCCCGCGAGGCCGUCGACGAGUCGCACAAAACCCUCUUUGCGACUUUCGCCACGGGCCGCACAAAGUCGCUCGCCUGGCGCCGGUGGCAGCUCAAGCAGCUGUGGUUCCUCGUUGCCGACAACGAGGAGCGCAUCGUCGAGGCCAUGAAGACGGACCUCAACCGCCACCGCUUCGAGACCACGCUCGGCGACAUCGGGGUCGUCAAGGGCGACGUGCUCUCCCACCUCCAGCACAUGGACGAGUGGACCGCCGACGAGGCUCUCGACGCCGGCUUCCUCGCCCGCUACUUUACCGGAGGCAGGAUCCGCAAGGAUCCCCUCGGCGUGGCGCUCAUCAUUGGCGCCUGGAACUUCCCCUUCGCCUUGGUGCUGCAGCCCAUGAUUGCCGCCAUCACGGCAGGCUGCUGUGUCAUGCUCAAGCCGUCCGAGCUGCCGGCCGCUUCACAGAACCUGCUCGCCGAGCUCGUUCCCAAGUACAUGGACCCGCAGGCCGUCCGCAUCGUCACGGGCGGGGCCCAGGAGACGGCAUAUAUCCUCGAGAAGCGCUUCAACCACAUCUUCUUCACCGGCUCGACCACGGUGGCCAAGUUUGUGGCCGCCGCCGCCGCCAAGCACCUGACGCCGACGGUCCUCGAGCUGGGCGGCCAGGGCCCCGGCAUCGUGACCAAGAGCGCCGACAUUGAGCUGGCCGCCAAGCGCAUCACGUAUGCCAAGUUCCAGAAUGCCGGGCAGAUCUGCGUGAGCGUCAACCACGUGUUUGCCGAGCCCGAGAUUGCAGACCAGCUGGUGGAGCGCAUGAAGUACUGGAACGGGCAGUACCUGAGCAAGGGAAGCAACAUGAUGUGCCGCGUCAUCAACGACCGCAACUACGGUCGGCUGCAGGGGCUGCUGGACAAGACGUCGGGCAAGGUGGCGUACACGGGCGUGAGCGACCCCAAGAGCCUCUUCUUCCACCCGACCAUUGUCGACAACGUGACCAUGGACGACAGCCUGCUGUCCGAGGAGCUCUUUGGGCCCAUCUGCCCCGUGGUCCGGGCGUCGGUCGACGAGGCUGUGGCGGCCAUCAACCGGCUGCCCGAGCCGCUGGCGCUCUACAUCUUUGGGCGGGACCAGCAGGUCAUCGACUCGGUGCUGGACCGGACGCUGUCGGGCGGCGUGACCAUCAACAACGUGCUGUUCCACGCGGGGAUGCCGUCUGCGCCGUUUGGCGGCGUCGGCGACUCUGGCUCGGGCGCGUACCACGGCCGCCACGGGGUCGACGCUUUUGUGCACCGCCGCGCCGUGGCACACCCGCCCAGCUGGAUCGACCGACUCAUGGGGUUCACGUACUCGCCGUACGACGACAAGUACCUGAGCUGGAUCGCGACCAAGGGCGGCAAGGGCUGGAAGCGCGGGGCCACGCUCGAGGACGAGGAGCGGGCAGGCAGUGGAGGCUCUUGGGGGAAGCUGCUGUCGUCGAGCGUGCUGGCGGUCGCAGUGGGCGCGGUGGGCUAUGCGGCGCUGACGGCACAGGGCCAGAGCAGGGUGGCAGCGGCCUUUAACAGGUGA